AUGCACUGGCUCCACUAUCUGAUGGAAACGGAUCCCCAUCUGCACCUCCAGCACGCCAGGAAUGGCGGUGAAAAAGAGUUCACGUGUGGAGGGGGUCAACAUCGGUACACCGUGGAUGGCUACGAUCCAGCGACAGGCACCGUCUACGAAUUCCUGGGCUGUUUCUGGCAUGGGUGCCAGACCUGUCACAAGACCCAACGUGGAGAACCGCAUCCCGUCCUGGGCUCGUCGUUGGGAGCCCGUUACACCGACACCCACUACCGCUUGAGUCUCUUGAGUCAACACCCUGAGGUGAAACGGAUCGUCACCCUGUGGGAGCACGAGUUUACGAAAAUGCAACGGGAGGACUCCGCACUGCGUGCUUUCUUGCAGGGCCCCCACUGUAUCCACGUCCCCGGGCCGCUCAACCCUCGCGACGCCUUCUAUGGAGGACGCACCAAUGCGACGCGAUUAUGCUACGAAGCCCAAGAAGGUGAAACCAUCAAGUACAUCGAUAUUUGUUCCCUUUACCCCUACAUUUGUAAGACCGGAGCGUUUCCCACGGGACACCCGACCCUUCUCCAUCAACCCCCUGUGGACACGUUGUUUGAACUGAAAGGCCUGAUCCAAUGCCGUGUCUUACCCCCGAAACGACUUUACCAUCCGCUACUGCCUAACAGAUCGGGUGGCAAACUGCUCUGUCCUUUGUGCCGCACGUGUGCCGACACCCGGUCAGACUCCCCCUGCGAGCACACGGACGAAGAGAGGUCAUGGGUGGGGACGUACGCAACCGUAGAACUCCAGGAAGCCGUGAAGAAGUAUGACUACCGGGUGCUUCAGAUCUACGACGUAUGGCAUUUUGACACCUUUGCACAGCAUGACCCCGACACCCAGCAAGUGGGACUCUUUGACACUUACAUCGAUCGACAUUUCAAGGAGAAGCUCGAAGCCAGCGGAUACCCCGAAGGAUGUACGGAUCACGACGCGUACAUCCAGGAGAUCUACGACAAAGAAGGCAUUGGGUUGGACAAGGACCGCAUCGAAAAAAAUCCAGGACGUCGCACGAUUGCCAAGAUGCAACUGAAUUCGCUCUGGGGCAAGUUUGGGCAACGGGUAGACUACAGUCAGAACGUGUAUAUGAACGAUCCUGUACAGUACUUUGCCUUGUGGAGGGAUGAACGCAAUACCAUCGAGGAUGUGGUCGUGGUCAACGAACACAUGGUGGAAGUGACCUAUACCCAGCAGAAAGAAUUCCAAACCCCUCAUUCUCAUUUCAACGUCGCCAUCGCUGCUUGGGUCACCGCCCAAGCACGUCUCAAGCUGUACGAGACCCUUGCCCUGGUGGACCGCAGGGUCUUGUACUUUGACACGGACAGCGUCAUUUACAUUCAUCGACCCCACGACGCGAAUCCAGAGCUGGGUCAUUCGUUGGGCGAGUUUACGGAUGAACUGGACGGAAACACCAUCAAGACGUUUGUGUCGGGAGGCCCCAAAAACUAUGGCUACGAGUUAAUGAACCCCAGACCCGAUGGAACGCGCAUGACCUGCAAAGUGCGAGGGUUCACUUUGAAUUACCGAAACCAACGCCAUCUCAACUUUGACACCAUGAAAGGACUGAUACUGGGACAACGGCCUGGGAAAGAGGAGGAGAAAAUCAGUUUGGAUUACCCUCAUCAGAUCAUUCGAAAAGGCCCUCGGCACGAAAACGCACUCGUGACCCGACCCACCCGAAAAGACUAUCAUACCGUGUACGACAAGCGACGCAUCGUCUACGACGACAUCACAGGGCUACCUGUAGACACGCUCUCCUUUGGGUACAGAGACGACUUUCACUAA
Haliotis rufescens (red abalone) is the source of this 1815-nucleotide messenger RNA. RefSeq lists its product as uncharacterized. The record is from RefSeq and is a predicted model, not a curated record. Lineage: Eukaryota; Metazoa; Mollusca; Gastropoda; Lepetellida; Haliotidae. Gene Ontology annotation, biological process: DNA replication. Gene Ontology annotation, molecular function: nucleotide binding; DNA-directed DNA polymerase activity; DNA binding. Bases 1 to 1815 code for a protein of 604 amino acids. The transcript has a single exon.